Molecule: messenger RNA, 956 nt
Organism: Anopheles coluzzii
Lineage: Eukaryota; Metazoa; Arthropoda; Insecta; Diptera; Culicidae
Product: collagenase-like
Exons: 2
Coding region: 58-864 (268 amino acids)
Biological process (GO): proteolysis
Molecular function (GO): serine-type endopeptidase activity
Source: RefSeq, a predicted model, not a curated record
AAAAAGCGACUGCCCGGACCGGCACACGCUUAGUGUGAGCCUGCGUGAGCCUCAACGAUGAAAUCCCUGUUCGUGUUCGCCCUGCUGCUGGUCGCCGUGGCGGCCUACGCGCCCCGCAACAAUCAGCGCGUCUUCGGCGGCGACAUUGCCACCGCCGGCCAGUUCCCGUACACCGUUGGGCUGAUCACGCGCAUCAACAUUCUGCUGACUGGUCAGUGUGCCGGUUCGCUGGUGUCGGCCAACUUCAUCCUUACUGCUGCCCGCUGCGUCUCUGGCAUUCAGAGUGCCGUCGCCGUGCUCGGUGGACUGCGCAUCAACGAACCCAACGAACCGGGCGCAGUGCGCAUCACUGUGACCGACUUCAUCAUUCACCCGCAGUACGAGGCGGAGCCGGACGUGUUCGACGUUGCUCUGGUGCGCCUGCCGCUCCCGGUGCCGUUCAGCGACAACAUUCGGCCAGUGCGCCUGCCCAACCUGCGCCAGGUGGAGGCCACCUUCAACGGCCAGCAGGCAACCGUGACUGGCUGGGGCCGCUUUGGCGAGGGUACGGCCAACUCGGAGGUGCUGCGUUUCGGUCGCUCCCAGGUCAUCUCGACGCUGGCCUGCCGGCUCAGCCUGCCGACCAACACGAUCCUCGACCAGCACGUGUGCACGGACGGUGCGAACAGCUCGCCGUGCCAGGGCGAUGUCGGCGCUCCGCUGACGAUCGUGGACGCGGACGGCAUCACCACCCAGAUCGGUGUGUUCUCGUUCAUCUCGAUCCUGGGCUGCGAGUCGGGCCGUGCCGCGGUGCACACGCGCAUGUCCUCCUAUCUGAACUGGAUCGGCGACAACUCGGACGUCGAAAUUCGCGAUAACUUCUAAUCCAACCGCUUAUAAACGAUAACAAACAACAAAAAAAAAACACUACACGGUUGACAAAUAAACACGAAACCGAAGGGACUAUCUUAUCGUAA